AUGACAAGAACAACAAAAGGCUUCAAAUUGAAACUCAAGCUUCUCAAGGUCUUCAAAUGGAGAACCCCUUUCUUCAAUCUUCAUACUUAUUCCAAUCCCUUCUCCAAGCUCUUUUCUCUUGCAACGGACCCCUUUUCUCGCCCGGUCCGCUACGCCCGCCUGAACCGGGUUCGCUCUACACCGCCAGUGGCCACCCCGAAAGGGUAUUUGGCUGUCCACGUCGGCGGACCGGAGAAUGAGAGGGAGAGACAUCUUGUGCCGGUCAUUUACUUCAAUCAUCCCAUGUUCCGGAAAUUGCUGCAGGCGGCGGAGGUGAUUUAUGGGUUUGAUUAUCCCGGUCGGAUCGUUAUUCCGGUUGAUGUUUCAGAGUUUGAGGAGGUUAAAAAUGGUAUUGCGGCCACGGAGAACGGCCGCUGCUGUCCACGUAGGGGUGGAUACCGACGCUGGCGUUGUGGAAAGUAG
Cucumis sativus (cucumber) is the source of this 462-nucleotide messenger RNA. RefSeq names its product auxin-responsive protein SAUR32. The record is from RefSeq and is a predicted model, not a curated record. Lineage: Eukaryota; Viridiplantae; Streptophyta; Magnoliopsida; Cucurbitales; Cucurbitaceae. The coding region runs from base 1 to 462 and encodes 153 amino acids. The transcript has a single exon. Gene Ontology annotation, biological process: response to auxin.